AAAUGUUAGUCCCCUGAUUCCAAUUCUCACUACUAGUGUUUUCUCUCUUUUUCCCCCAUGAAAGCAUAGUUUUUCUUUAGUUACGUAGGCCGGCCCAGAAAUAACUUGGGCCAGGUGGAAUAACGAACGAUCAAUCAGGUGGGCUGGAGCAGAAACGCGAUCCGCACGUCCUGUACUCCUGGGCCUGGUUUGAAGCAGCAAACAGACAAAAACAUGCCUCCUGGCACGUAGUAGUAGUGGAUGCGCGGAUCCGCCCACGGCAGCAGCAAAAACGGCUGGCCGCCGGCCGGCACUUCCUCCAAGGCAGGCCACUUGCGCGCUCGUGGUCACGGACAUGGCGCCGUGCCUCGGGCUCGCGGCUUUGACCGUUGUGUGAACGGCCUCGCGAAACUCCGGACGGGCCGGCCCACAGGGGCCUCAGGUGCGUGCACGUUCCCCCCGAAUCCCCUCUUGGCCUGGCCCGCCGCGCUUGGAGCGACGCGCCCGGGCCUGUGUGGCUGUGGUUGCGUGGUCUCCCCAAGCAAGCGUUCAGCCACCGCGCGUGACGCCCGCCCCACUUGCCGGAACACGCCAACACGCCGUGCCGCCGCCGACAUCGGCGGCGUACCUGCUUGCCGGCACCCGGGGGGGCGCGUGACACCGACGCACCAAGUGACGGGAGCGCCCACAUGAUUGCCGUGCGGAGCACAGCACACAGCAGAGCAACCGACCUCGCUCGUUCGCUGCCUGCGUGCAAUGGCCGCCGUGGCGUCGCCUGCCAUGCCAUGCAUGCGCGCCGCCGCUCUCCUCUAUAUAAAGGCACGCAGGCGGCCAUGACGAUCCCGAUCAUACCGGACCAGACCAGAUUCAGAGCCCUCACUGACCUUUUUGUGAUCGCGAAAUGGUGCGGCCGUCGAUCGUGCUGUUCGGGGACUCGAUCACGGAGGAGGCGUUCGGGGAGGGCGGGUGGGGCGCGUCGAUGGCCAACCACUACUCCCGCUCCGCCGACGUCGUGCUGCGCGGCUACAGCGGCUACAACACGCGGUGGGCGGCGCGGGUGGCGGCCCGCGCCGUGGCCACCGUCGCCGGCGCCGUCGCCGCCGUCACCGUCUGCUUCGGCGCCAACGACGCCGCGCUGCCCGACCGCGCCAGCGCGCCGCAGCACGUGCCCGUCGACGAGUACAGGGACAACCUCCGCGCCAUCUGCGCGAUGCUCCAGAGGCGCUGGCCCGGGGUCACCGUCAUCCUCAUCACGCCGCCGCCCAUCGACGAGGACGGCCGCCGCCGGUACCCGUACGCGCACGACUACUCCGGCCUGCCGGAGCGGACCAACGCGGCGGCGGGCGUGUACGCGCGGGCGUGCGUGGAGGUGGCGCGGCAGUGCGGGAUCAGGGCCAUCGACAUCUGGUCAAGGAUGCAGAAGUUCACCGGCUGGGAGAAGUGCUUCCUCAGGGACGGGCUGCACCUGACGCCGCGCGGGAACCGGGUGCUGUUCGAGGAGGUGGUGUUCGCGCUCAAGGACGCCAACCUCAGCCUGGAGGCGCUGCCGGCCGACCUGCCGCUCUUCGGCGACAUGGACCCCGACGACCCGGCCAAGUCCUUCGAGGACGAUGACGAGUGGGCUGAGUACUGAGGAUGGAGAAGAUGACAGCUUCAGUUCCGUGUCGACUCUGACAAUCCGCGUCCCUACGAUAUGUUCAGGAUAAAAUUCCUUCCCGAAUGAAGGUGUAGGAUCGUGGCGUGUUCGCUUGCUCAAAGCUCAAGGGCAGCGAUGUCUAGAAUCGCAAUUCAUUCGCACCAACUCUAUUUUGUUGUAACAAGUUUAUUUCCGGUUCAUUCUUUUACCUAAAAAAAUGUCAAAUAAAUGCCCACGGGUUUGUUUCUCUUC
Messenger RNA from Setaria italica (foxtail millet), 1867 nucleotides. Its product is annotated as GDSL esterase/lipase At5g45920. The transcript is spliced from 3 exons. Lineage: Eukaryota; Viridiplantae; Streptophyta; Magnoliopsida; Poales; Poaceae. The record is from RefSeq and is a predicted model, not a curated record. Bases 881 to 1612 code for a protein of 243 amino acids. Gene Ontology annotation, molecular function: hydrolase activity, acting on ester bonds.